This is a messenger RNA of Trichoderma aggressivum f. europaeum, 261 nucleotides long. RefSeq lists its product as uncharacterized. NCBI's taxonomy places the organism in Eukaryota, Fungi, Ascomycota, Sordariomycetes, Hypocreales, Hypocreaceae. The transcript has a single exon. The record is from RefSeq and is a predicted model, not a curated record. The coding region runs from base 1 to 261 and encodes 86 amino acids.
AUGAAAGCUAUCUGGGCUACUCUACUUGUCGCAGCCUCGUUCGCCCUGUCCAGCCCUGUCGCCGAGGCUGCCCCAAAAGCUGAUCCGGGUGGUUACGGCGAUUAUGGAGACUACGGAGGAUAUGGAAAAUACGGCGAUUACGGAAAAUACAAACCACCGACGCCGCCAAAGGGAGGAUACGGGGAUUAUAAGACAUACCCACCACCAGCGGGAGGCUAUGGCGAUUAUGGAAAGUAUCCGCGGGAAGAGGUGCCCAAGUAA